GGGCGGGGACCAUGGUCUGCGCGCAGGUGCAGCUCGGCGCCCGGCCCGCCCGUUCCGCUGCUGUCGCCGCCGUCGUGCGUGCCGCUCGGCGGAGGGGACGGGCCUGCUUUCUCUCCUCCUUCCUCCCCGCCUCCGGCUGCUGGCAGGACCUUUCUUUCGCUGCCGCUGCGACCCCGUGUCAUCGCCCAGGCCGAGCACGAUGCCCCCUAAAAAGGGAGGUGAUGGAAUUAAACCACCCCCAAUCAUUGGAAGAUUUGGAACCUCACUGAAAAUUGGUAUUGUUGGAUUGCCAAAUGUUGGGAAAUCUACUUUCUUCAAUGUAUUAACCAACAGUCAGGCUUCAGCAGAAAACUUCCCAUUCUGCACUAUUGAUCCUAAUGAGAGCAGAGUACCUGUGCCAGAUGAAAGGUUUGACUUUCUUUGCCAAUACCACAAACCAGCAAGCAAAAUUCCUGCCUUUCUAAAUGUAGUGGAUAUUGCUGGCCUUGUGAAAGGAGCUCACAAUGGGCAGGGCCUGGGGAAUGCUUUUUUAUCUCAUAUUAGUGCCUGUGAUGGCAUCUUUCAUCUAACACGUGCUUUUGAAGAUGAUGAUAUCACGCAUGUUGAAGGAAGUGUAGAUCCUAUUCGAGAUAUAGAAAUAAUACAUGAAGAGCUUCAGCUUAAAGAUGAGGAAAUGAUUGGGCCCAUUAUAGACAAACUAGAAAAGGUGGCUGUGAGAGGAGGAGAUAAAAAACUAAAACCUGAAUAUGAUAUAAUGUGCAAAGUAAAAUCCUGGGUUAUAGAUCAAAAGAAACCUGUUCGCUUCUAUCAUGAUUGGAAUGACAAAGAGAUUGAAGUGUUGAAUAAACACUUAUUUUUGACUUCAAAACCAAUGGUCUACUUGGUUAAUCUUUCUGAAAAAGACUACAUUAGAAAGAAAAACAAAUGGUUGAUAAAAAUUAAAGAGUGGGUGGACAAGUAUGACCCAGGUGCUUUGGUCAUUCCUUUUAGUGGGGCCUUGGAACUCAAGUUGCAAGAAUUGAGUGCUGAGGAGAGACAGAAGUAUCUGGAAGCGAACAUGACACAAAGUGCUUUGCCAAAGAUCAUUAAGGCUGGGUUUGCAGCACUCCAACUAGAAUACUUUUUCACUGCAGGCCCAGAUGAAGUGCGUGCAUGGACCAUCAGGAAAGGGACUAAGGCUCCUCAGGCUGCAGGAAAGAUUCACACAGAUUUUGAAAAGGGAUUCAUUAUGGCUGAAGUAAUGAAAUACGAAGAUUUUAAAGAGGAAGGUUCUGAAAAUGCAGUCAAGGCUGCUGGAAAGUACAGGCAACAAGGCAGAAAUUAUGUUGUUGAAGAUGGAGAUAUUAUCUUCUUCAAAUUUAACACACCUCAACAAUCGAAGAAGAAAUAAAAUUUAGUUAUUGCUCAGAUAAACAUACCACUUCCAAAAGGCAUCUGAUUUUUUAAAAAUUAAAAUUUCUGAAAACCAAUGCGACAAAUAAAGUUGGGGAGAUGGGAAUCUUUGACAAACAAAUUAUUUUUAUUUGUUUUAAAAUUAAAAUACUGUGUACCCCCCCCCCCCAUGAAAUGCAAGUUCACUAAAUGUGAACAGCUUUGCUUUUCACGUGAUUAAGACCCUACUCCAAAUUGUAGAAGCUUUUCAGGAACCAUAUUACUCUCAUGAUACUUCAUUAAUCUCCAUCAUGUAUGCCAAGCCUGACACAUUUGACAGUGAGGACAAUGUGGCUUGCUCCUUUUUGAAUCUACAGAUAAUGCAUGUUUUACAGUACUCCAGAUGUCUACACUCAAUAAAACAUUUGACAAAACCA
This is a messenger RNA of Symphalangus syndactylus (siamang), 1808 nucleotides long. RefSeq names its product Obg like ATPase 1 (gene OLA1). Gene Ontology annotation, cellular component: cytoplasm. Lineage: Eukaryota; Metazoa; Chordata; Mammalia; Primates; Hylobatidae. Gene Ontology annotation, molecular function: ATP hydrolysis activity; GTP binding; ATP binding. The record is from RefSeq and is a predicted model, not a curated record.